This is a messenger RNA of Racocetra persica, 134 nucleotides long. NCBI's taxonomy places the organism in Eukaryota, Fungi, Glomeromycota, Glomeromycetes, Diversisporales, Gigasporaceae. The record is from the annotation of a GenBank genome assembly.
CAAAGAACAAAAUAAGCAAAGCAAAAGCAAGAAAGCGAAAGUGCAGAAAACUAGAAGAAAGGCAAAAGCAAGAAAGUGAAAAUGCAGAAAACAAGCAAAAGAGCAAUAGCAAAAAGGCAAAAGCAAGAAAGUGA